Molecule: messenger RNA, 4213 nt
Organism: Ceratina calcarata
Lineage: Eukaryota; Metazoa; Arthropoda; Insecta; Hymenoptera; Apidae
Exons: 2
Coding region: 813-3875 (1020 amino acids)
Source: RefSeq, a predicted model, not a curated record
UUUAGUAGAAGACUGCUCUCGAGUUUCACCGACUUACUUAGGACCAUGCACGGAGAAAACCGGCGUCAGUCCGCGAGAACGAUUUGUCGAGCGUGGUAGAACGCGUGCCGCUUCGAAAACACGCACAUAAUCGAAAGAGAGAUUCACAAGAUUCAACACUGUGAAUCCGGACGACACAUACCUAAUGAUAUUUCGCGAUCGUUCGUGACUAUAAACGUGUAAUAACGUGUAAUCGCUAAACAUUAAAAAUAUUAAAUAAUCGAAUCAUUAUAUACCAAAUAAAAAUAAACACAUUUUCGAGACAUUUAGACGACUGUCCUAAAUUAAUUGUCAAAUCAAGUGGAAAGUAUAUUCUCGAGUAUACGAGAGUAGAAAAAUUCCCGGAGAUUUUCAUACGAAACUAAUAAAUUAUUUAUUAAAUGGAAAGUGAAUGAACAUACAAUUUCUUGUGCUCUUGCAUUAUACGUUGCUAAGUUAAUUUAUGUGAUAAGAGUUCAACGAAUGAAACACGUGAAAAGAGCAAAAAUAAUUAUAAGAGUACCUGAAGAGACGAGAUUGGCGGUGCGGUAAUUAAGGACCUGAAGAGAGAAACAAAAGGUUCUGUAUGAGCCCUGAGGGAAUCUUCGGCCUGUGCAACAGGAAGAACGCGAUUUUCGUUAUCCUGUGUACAGCUGCGAUCUGCGUGCACCUGUUCAGUGAAGAAACCGAAGUGAAAACAGUGGAGGAAAUUAAUCACGGCAACGUGGAGGAGCUACAAGAGAGCUGGUGUUUCGACGACGAGGAAUUGUCCCUGUUUCGAUCGCAUUGCAACGAUGUGGAGAACAUUUUAUCUGCUUUCGUUGAUGCUUUUCACGUUCGAUUUCCCUCGUGAUAGCCUCGCCAAACCAGAGCGCGUUCAAGCCGACCUCGUUAAGCAAGAUGAUGAUCCGAACUUUCGGGUGGAAGUACGAAGUCAGUCGGACGUUGGGAGGGAAAACACGGGUGAAGUGGUUGGUAAAUGGCGAAAUAACGGCGAAGCCCUGGAACCGAAAUGGCGAGACGGAGACACGGUUCCCUUGCUUCCGUUUUCCCAAUAUACUCGCUACACCGGGGACGAGAUAGAAAAUAGUGAGGAAGAGGAUAACUACGAUCAUCGUGGGUCAAAUUAUCCUCCGAAGAAUGGGCGACAAAAUUCGCUCCGUUUGAGAAACAAUCCUAGACUGUCUUACAAAAGUUACGGUGACUAUGAAUCGAUAGAAAGCAGACGUGGAUACCGCGAUCGAGAACGAGAACGCGAAGACAUCUCGCCGCGAAAGAGAAAUCGGCCCUGGAUCAGCGAAAACGCGGCUACUAUCAAGGAGACUGGCAGCAGAAAGGAACAACAAAGUACAGAAAUAAAGGAAGAUAGAGAGAUACCAGCGAUGAGAUAUCGAGAAGCUUUCCAAGUACGUCCAAAUGAAUACGAGCACGAAUUCAGCGAUGAUGAGUAUUUAAAGCCCCGGCCGCGGAAGAGGAGACCUCCACAAAAUUACGAAUUCGCUCUGGCAGAGAACGAAACGACGUACAACAAUUCUGGAACUUGGCUCCGGGCAGACGAUCGACAGAGCGCAUCCGAAUCAACGACUAAAAAUGCCAUGGAAUUGAAAUCUUUGUUGAAGAUGCAACAAGAAGAAGGUUUAAGUUUAUCGGAAAUACUUCAACAAAGAAAUCUAACUUUAAACGAUCUUCUAAAAGGUAAAGCCGACGUAAUUAACGCUUUAAAGAUGAAAGAUGUUGAUAAGACCGAGGAUUAUAUCGUAGAAGUGGAGGUGACGACGAACUCAUUAGCGAAAGUUUCCGCUUCUACUACGAAGAAACCGGAAUUGGCUGUUUCGGAGUUCAUCAAGCUAAAAGAUUCUCAGGACAAAGAAUUCAUGAUUUCGAUCGGCACAAUGAGUCCUGUUUUGCGUAAUGAUCCCACGAGAGGGUCCUCGGUUGGAACGAGCCAGGAUGAGCCGCGUUUAGAAACUACAAAUGCAACGAUUGGAAAAUCGAUUCUACUUAGCGUCGAUUCCUAUGCAGAUCCGCGGAGCAAAGUCGCGGUUACGACACAAAUGCCGUUGCCGAUUGCAACGAAUGCUAUGGAACUGUUGCAAGCCAACGAUGCCACCGUGAAAUCACGGGACGGUGGUGAAAUCAAAGCGGACAAUUUAGACGAAGACGAAAUCAUGGAAUUCUCCGAUUUCACCGAUUACAAGAAGGGAGGAAACGGCAUGUCUCCUGUUUGGUUGAUGAUGAAAGACGGUAAACCCCCGUUAAAAGAUGCUAAGAUCCGUGUCGAAGACGGAGGUUCGACAUUAAGUAUAGAGAAAAUAUUAAGUCCGACGGAACGUUCGAAACCAACGAAUAAUCUCUCGAAUCCUGAAAACAAAAGGCACUCGGUUGAGAGAACUAAGAAGGUCGAGGAUAAAGAUCAAAUGGUGAAUGCCAAAUACUCCACUGAAGGGGAUUAUAAUACUUCUUCUGAGAAAGAUUAUCAGAAUGAUGCACCGAUGUAUUACGAUUUAGAGUACAGCACACAAAUCAGUAGUUCUACCGAUGAGAACGAUAUGAGAAAACUAAUAAUACAAGAAAUAGAAUCUGCGUUGAACGCAAUGUCUCGUGAAGAAAACAUCACGGUAGAGAAUAGUCAACCGGCUACCAAGCCCUUGUCUGUUGUAAAUGAAAGCGACGAUAAUUUAAAGAAUCAUCAAAACAUAAAUACGUCUGAGAAAAAGAGUUAUGAUGAAAUUAUAUCGGAAGUGGAACCUGAAGCUCGAGCGGAAAUUUUUGAGCUGUUCGCUUCAGGAUCCGCGGGAAAAAGAUUGGAGCGUCUUCUUAAGUCGAGGAACAUGAGUUUAGAAGAACUCAUCGCGUUGAGACAGAGGGGAUCCAGUAAAGUUCAUUUGGCAGAAGUAUCACGGAUCAGAACGCAGAAAGUAACCACUGUCUCCCCACGUGCAGAAGUUUUUGGCGAGAGUAGAUAUAUCAUUAAACACGAAGACAAUUUCAAUAAAGGAACGGGCAAUGAUGUAUCACAGUCGACAGAAAAUGUGAACAGUGAUUUAACAAAUCCAGUUCGUUCCGCAGAAAGUACAACUGAACAAUACCUGCCUAGUUUAGAAUCAAUAUUCAGUAACGACAAUACAGACCAUAACAUUGAUAGCGUUACAAAGAAAGAUGAAAAUAAGACAACCGAGGAAGGACAUCGUACAGUUCAAAUCGUUGAUCUGUUAACAACUUUCGGUUCCAUGCCAUUCAUGAAAAACAUUCAGAAAGACCGUGCGGGUCAGUAUAACAGCGAAGACGAAAAAAGCCUUUUGCAAAACAGCAAUAUUGGUGUGGUGCUCAUAGACAAGGAAGCGGAAACCAUAAGUAUAAACGAUAGUUCAAAUUUGAUGGAAUCCGGCUUCGUUAAGGAAAUCGUAAAGGAGGAGCCAAAUUCUAUCGACAUCCAGACAUUGUACAGUGAAACGAAUGACAUCCUCAGAGAGAAUAAAGAGAAGAACGAAAAUGGAAAGAUCUUCUCGAAGGUGAAACCCAGCAUAAUAGCAAGUGGCGCUAUUCUUGGCGUCACUCUCGUAGUUUUCCUAGGAAUAUUCAUCAUUUGUAGGAUUCGGCAAAAGCAGAAGUACAGAUAUAGAAAUACAUUCUCCAGGGCAGUAUUUCAAGGACCAAUGUUGACGGCUAGAAAGCUGUCGAAUUCGAGUAGCUUGAGUACCGUCAUGGUAAACGUGGUGGCCACUUCGACGGCAAAAAGGCCAGACAAAACUGAGGCUCAAGAAACAGUAAAAGAAAUAGAUUCCAGGGCCGAUAUCGAUAAUGACUCGCUGGACGCAAAUGACAGCUGGGAAACCAUACCUGACUACAUGAAAUAAAACGAACUAAAUGCAUACCUAAAGUACCUACGUGUAUCCUUUUAGGAAAACAGCAGUAUUCUCGUAUUAAUGUUAAGUGUAGUUUUACACUAUGGAAACAUUAAGAAUAUAUUGUAUGAGUUUUGAAACCACUCUAUUAUCAGUGAAAAGCGUGGGUUAUAUAAUAGAAAUAUAAUGUUCAUUGAUCAGUCAACGUUUUUAUGACAACAAAUCUAUAGACUGGUUUAGCAGACGUGGGCGUUUGUACAUACUAUUGUAUAGAGUUUCAAAUAAAUAUUAUUCUAAUUACUGGUAGAAUGCAGCGUAAUUUAUAAUUAUAAAUUAAUGUAAUUUUAUUA